Messenger RNA from Drosophila biarmipes, 641 nucleotides. RefSeq lists its product as uncharacterized. The coding region runs from base 69 to 617 and encodes 182 amino acids. The transcript has a single exon. NCBI's taxonomy places the organism in Eukaryota, Metazoa, Arthropoda, Insecta, Diptera, Drosophilidae. The record is from RefSeq and is a predicted model, not a curated record.
GAAGCCGAAAUUAGUGCAACCACAGGCCAGGGCCAGAGCGGAUCUCCUCGAAACGUCCAUCAUCCAAGAUGCAGAUGAUCUAUGUGACGCUAGUGCUGGCGCUGAGCUCCACUGCCCUCGGGGCGGCCAUUCUCCCGCUGACCCUGAUCAAAGACGGCGUCGUAUCGAACCAGGCCCUGCCCUUGGACGCGGAGAAAUUCGGUUACCUGGAGUUCAAGCCCAACGGCUCACUGGUCCUCAGGAGGGCUCCCAACCAGAGCGGCAGCAACCUGCAGAAUAUUCUCAUGCUGCGAGGAAUCCUCCAGGCCCUCAAGCUCAAUCCCUCGAAGAUUUCCGAAACUAAUGGCGAAACCCGAUUCGAUUUUAAGAUGUAUGGAGAUGGUGUGGAGCACAAGUUUCCGCCCAUACUGGAGAACAUCAUUCAACGCAUUCAAACGUACUUCUCGGUCUACCGCUAUACGGAUACGAGCAAGCCCCUGCAGCGGAUUGAGCCCACUUCCACCGAACCCACGGAGGAUUCUACGGAUUUAACUACCCUAAGAACAGAGGACCCAGAGCAACUGAUAGUCGUGGGAGAACAGGAUGCCUACAUAACAGUGGGCGAUGAUACGGAUUAGUCAUAGCUCUAUUUAUUACAUAUU